Aplosporella prunicola CBS 121167 is the source of this 787-nucleotide messenger RNA. RefSeq lists its product as uncharacterized. Lineage: Eukaryota; Fungi; Ascomycota; Dothideomycetes; Botryosphaeriales; Aplosporellaceae. The transcript has 3 exons. The record is from RefSeq and is a predicted model, not a curated record. The coding region runs from base 49 to 615 and encodes 188 amino acids.
AGACGUGUACCCUUUCCAAUCAAUCGCAAUUGUUUGCGCCCAGCCACUAUGCCAGAGCACUCGGCACAAUUCCACUUCCAACAGCUCCCCGGGCUCGUGCGCACUGCGCAUAUCGUGGGCGUAACGAGCUCAGCUUUCCUCUCUGGGUACAUUGGAUGCUUUAGCAUCGCCAUGGUCCCUACGCUGGGCCUCGCUCCAGCACCGCUGCUCGCUCAGCAAUUCGAGAGCGCGUAUAACAUCGGAGCCUCUACAGCACCAUUCCUGGCUUUGACGGGUGGAAUCUCGUUUGGCUAUCUCAUGUGGCAGCAAGGCAAAGCGCUCACCGGCACGGAACUCAAUCCGAACUCGACGUUCUACCUCUACUCUGCUGCAGCAAUCUUGAUUCCUAGCAUUGUACCUUUCACGCUCUUGGCAAUGAAAAGAGUCAACAACAGGCUGCAUGCCAAAGCGGCUGCGCUGAAGAACGCGCAGCCCGGCGAUGAUGCAUGGAAUGAGGUUGGUAUCCCUGAGGAGGAUAAAGUCAAGACGCUCCUUGGCAAGUGGACUUGGUUCAACGCAACCAGAUCGGUCCUAACGGGUGUCGGAGCCCUGUGCGGAAUUCUAGCGGUGUCGUGAAGGCCAAAGGCCAUUGGUCUGUGGGAAGGAUAUUGGUUGUGGAGAGAUGCUGUAUAUAAAGCCGCACAUGACGUGACGUAGCCGUCAAUUUCCAAUGAGGAAAAAAAUAAUUGUUUAUGCUUGAAUUGCUCGAAACGAAAUCCCAGCAAGUACGUAGUAGGUAAGAUGCAGG